AGAGUUGGCGGGAAAGCGGUGGUGGCGCAGCAUGGCGGCUGCGGCGUCCGAGUCGCUGUCCUCCGGUGGCCCCGGGGCCGUGCGGCUGCCGCGCUUGCCGCCACUCAAGGUACUGGCAGGACAGCUGCGGCGGCACGCAGAGGGUGGCCCGGGCGCGUGGCGGCUGUCGCGGGCGGCGGUGGGCCGCGCUCCGCUGGAGCUGGUGGCCGUGUGGAUGCAGGGUACCGUGCUGGCGGCGGAAGGCGGCCAGGCCCGGCUGCGCGACUCGAGCGGAGCCUUCUCUGUGCGCGGCCUGGAGCGCGUACCACGCGGCCGGCCCUGCCUCCUCCCAGGAAAGUAUGUGAUGGUGAUGGGGGUGGUUCAGGCCUGCAGUCCUGAGCCCUGCCUGCAGGCCGUGAAGAUGACGGAUCUUUCUGACAAUCCUGUCCACGAAAGCAUGUGGGAACUGGAGGUGGAAGAUUUACACAGGAAUAUUCCUUAGCGCUGGGACCCUCUAAGAACAGUUUACCCCCAUAUGGGUCUCAGGAACAUCACAAAAGUUUCUUGAAGAGAUUCGCUUUGGUUGAGCCAGCCGUCUGGACCCUGGGAACUGGAUCCUCGGUUGUCUAAGCCACUCCUCCCUGCCUUCCUGCUGCUGCUGCAAAGCAUAUGCCCCCCCCCCCCCCCGUCACUUACGUGUGUGUGUGUGUGUGUGUGUGUGUGUGUGUGUGUGUGUGUGUGCGCGUGCGCGCGCGCGAAAGUGUGCCUUUCUCUUGCUGAAGCUCGUGGAAAGCUCAUGUUGUCAUUUCCUGGUUCUUCGAAUGAUAACACUUUCUCCUUGACCAUACCUCUGAAUUUCAGUUUGUUGCCAAUGGAUUAAAAUUACAGAUGUGAGGACAGAAUGGCAUAGUGGCCUGCCUCCCAUCACCAGCUAUUGCCAACUUGUAGGGACAGGUACCAGCCCCUUGCUGACAGCUUGCUCUCAUAUGCAUUGUGCUCAUACUGAAGCUGAGGCCAGCUGUUGAGAAUGGUGGGAAUUCUCACAAUUCUCUGUUGAACUUAAAAAUCCAAGAUGGAGACAGACUUUUCAAGCACUUCUGCUUCAAAACUGUUGUGGAGAGACAUCCAAGGUGGAACAGCCUGUAGGCUUAGAGUCCUGGCCUCCUUUCUGUAUGAAACGCCUUUCUGUUGGGGUUGUAUCAGUGUUGGGUUUGGCUUUCUGCUGACAACCCAGGCUAGAUUCCUAUUUGGAUGGCAAAGACCCAGCAGGCCAUCUUAUGUUACAGUCUUGCUGUAGGACUCUUCCUAGUAACACUUUUUUUGUUUUGUUUUUUGUUGUUUUUCGAGACAGGGUUUCUCUGUAUAGCCCUGGCUGUCCUGGAAUUCACUUUUUAGACCAGGCUGGCCUCGAACUCAGAAAUCCGCCUGCCUCUGCCUCCCCAGUGCUGGGAUUAAAGGCGUGCGCCACCACACCCGGCCCUAGUAACAUUUUUUGUGUGGUGUAGUUUUUAAAAGUAAGCCCUACUAUCUGUUUGUCUUAAAGACAGGGUCUUAUAUAGCUCAGGUAGUCUCCAGCUCAUGACUCUCUUCCCUCCCCUCCAGCCCGUUGAGAUUACGGGUGUGCACUACUGUGUCUGCAGUGCUGGGGAUGGAACCCAGGGCUUCCUGCAAGCUAAGCAAACACUGUAUUACUGAGCCACAUUUCCAGCCUAAAAUGUUGAUUUAUUAAAACAGUUUUAGGUUUUUGGAAAGAAUGAACAGAAAGUGUUUCCAUAAGCACACUGAAGCUGAGGCUGUGUAUGUGUUAAGCAAACACAUGAGCUAGAGCCCCAGCUCUUGUGUCUUCAAGGCUAGCCAGAUGUGGCAGGCCUCCUGCUGCAGCCUCCAGAGUGUGGCCCACACCCCACACUCGGCCCCCACACCCAGCCUCACCUGGAUUGCCAUGAGCAUCAGGUGGUACUUGUCACCAGAAAAGCUAAGGAGUCACCUGGCAGGAGAUGGACAUCGAGGGACAAGAGAGGAUGAGGACUCAGGUGAUCUAGACCUGCCUCCUUCCUGCCCUCCACCCCCUAGAAAAAGCAUCGAGGCCUUGAGCCCAGUUUGUAGCUCAGGCCAACCUCAGAUUUCCCAUCUUCCUGCCUCUGGUUAACUGGGAUUGCAGGCCUGCUCCUCCAGCCUGCUUACAUGGACGCCUUAAAAAAAAGAUUUUAUCUUUAGUUAUGUGUUCGUGGGGUGCUUUGGAGCCCAAGAGAGAGUGUUGAUAAAUAAACUUUACCAGCCCCAUGCCAGGUAGCUCACAGCUUCAGUAACUCCCUGUAGUUCCUAGGCAUCUGACGCCGCCUUCUGGCCCCUGGAAAACCCUCACAACCUAGCAUAUAGACUUCAAAUAAAUACUUAAAAAAAAAUAAGUCCUAAAAAAUAAAGAGAGCCAGGUGGUGGUAGCGCACGCCUUUAAUCCCAGGGAGGCAGAAGCAGGCGGAUUUCUGAGUUCGAGGCCAGCCUGGUCUACAAAGUGAGUUCCAGGACAGCCAGGGCUACACAGAGAAACCCUGUCUCGAAAAACAAAUAAAUAAAUAAAUAAAUAAAUAGGGUUUAAGAAUAGUAGUAAUGAGGGCUGGUGAGAUGGCUCAGUGGGUAAGAGUACCCGACUGCUCUUCCAAAGGUCCGGAGUUCAAAUCCCAGCAACCACAUGGUGGCUCACAAACCAUCUGUAACAAGAUCUGACGCCCUCUUCUGGUGUGUCUGAAGACAGCUACAGUGUACUUACAUAUAAUAAAUAAAUCUUAAAAAAAAAAAAAAAAAAACAGUAGUAAUGAAUGGCACUGGGGUUGGACCACGGGGUCCCCAGGGUCUCACACACGCCAGAGUAGCACUCGACCAGCUAGCCUCCUCUGACCUUUAAACUGAUGGAUGUCUGUUGUGCUGGGAGGAUGGUGCCCUACAAUCCCACGUAAAGACUACCAGCUGAUUCAUCUUUCUGCAUGACUGCCUUCCUGCCAGCCAGCCAGCCAGCCAGCCAGCCAGCCAGCAGUAGUCAGUCUCUCUGGCCUUCCCUUCUUCCUUCCCUCCCCUCCUCACCCUGCCUUCCCCACCCUACCUUUUUAGGCAGUGUCUCUAGUUCAGACUGGCCUUGAACUUGGGCUUUCCUGGAACUCAUUAUGUAGAGCAGAUGAGUUUCUGCCUCCUGAGUGCUGUGUUAAAGGUGCUAACAUUUUCUUUUAAAGGAAGGCCAAGUUGAAAAGUGAUCUGUGUUUGACUGCUGAACCAUUCAUUUUUUAGGUCUAUUUUUAUUUGUGUGUGUGUGAGUCUAAAAGAGGACCUUGGAAUCUUGAGCUGGGGUUACAGCAGGUCUGAGCAUCCCUGUGUGGGUUCUGGGAACCAAACUCAGGUCCUCUGGAAGAGCAGCAAGUGCUCUUAAUUGCUGAGCCAUCUCUCCAGCUCCAAUGUACGUUGUUUGAGCCUCAGAAAAUUUGCCAAAAUAGUGCAGCUGUUUAUAUUUUUAUUUGCCUAUUUAUUUGCAUGGUCUCUGUAGCCAAGUUUGUCCUGGAACUCCUGAUCCUCCUGCCUCAGCUUCCUGAGUAUUGAGAUCACAGGUGUGCGCCAUUAAGCUUGGUUUAUGCAGUAUUGGGGCUCAAACCCAGGAUGUCUUAAAUUAUAGACAUACCAGGUUCCUAUCAUGAAUAUCUUACAUUAGUAUGGCAUGGAUGUUAAAAUUAAUUAACAAAUUAACUAAUGAACAAAUACUGAAAAGUUAGUAACC
Mus musculus (house mouse) is the source of this 3739-nucleotide messenger RNA. RefSeq names its product RecQ mediated genome instability 2 (gene Rmi2). The record is from RefSeq and is marked validated. The transcript is spliced from 2 exons. Gene Ontology annotation, biological process: double-strand break repair via homologous recombination; regulation of sister chromatid segregation; resolution of DNA recombination intermediates. The coding region runs from base 32 to 481 and encodes 149 amino acids. Lineage: Eukaryota; Metazoa; Chordata; Mammalia; Rodentia; Muridae. Gene Ontology annotation, cellular component: nucleus; RecQ family helicase-topoisomerase III complex; nuclear speck.